AUGUCGGAUGCGUCCAAGGAGCAGUCUUCUUCACAGUCUCAGGCUGACCGCUCCAAGGCGCGAGCCGAACCCUCCGCGACAAAACUCGCGACUCCUGGUCCCGAUACUAACUUGAAGAGCAGCGUGGGCGCGUUCCAGACCUACAAUGAUGUUGGUGGAUUGGGCGGCAAGGAAGAAAAAAGUAGAGAGGACGAGGCCGCAGGGACCACCGCCGCCCUCUCACAACCUGCUCCUUCCGAAUCACAGAUUCAACUAAAUCGAUAUCGAGAGCGAUUGGCACGAGAUCUGGAGAGGCGUGAGAUGGUGACGAGAGGGCUGACGGCGACCACCUCCGAAAAGAUGCGCGUGUCACCGAUUCUGGAGGAGAGUGGUAACUCGCCGCGCAGCAGCAUUGCCGCCAUGUCGACAUCAUUGUCAAACCUUACAACAACUUCCACCGAGUCUGGUAAUACCGUCCGCGGCGGCAUGGCGCCAGGAAAUGUCGCCGGCACCCCGUCCUACCCAUUUCCGCGCAUGCACACCCCGGGCUACGGUCCCAGCUCAAUAAAUAGGGCGUUUGGAAACAUGUCACCAACUGCCGCGGCCUUCAUGUCGCAGACUAUGUCGUUUGAGGGCUUCGGGUCCGCUCAGGAUAGAGUGUUGUCCGGCUCAUCAACGCCCGCAUCGGCGCUCACUUUUCUUCCCGCCGGAGCCACCGGUCAGCUGGAGGGCGACUUUCCGAGCCCGAAUCUAUAUGACUUGUCACUAAUGCUCACCGCCGAGCCGGGACUGGAUGCCUGGUGGAACACUGUCGUCCAGAUCAUGAGAGGCGUGUACAAAGCUGAGCGAGUCACGCUUGCUGUACCAGCCGACUCUACCGACAUUGAGAAUGUGCCCUGGGGCCAGAAGGCAACGUACAACGAGCACCAAGAGGACGAACUGAGCCUCGGGUACAUGGCCAGAGGCAGCAGUCUCAUCCCUAGCAGCGCAGGUGAUGUCGGCUCCGAAGAAACUCCUUCCGCGUCAGAGGAUCCUACGCGCCCAAGGUUGCUGUCUCGCCCGAGCCUGCAAACACGCCAUUCGUUCACUGCCUACGAGGACAACAGAGAACGCAAGGGAAACAAUGACAGGCUUCUACCAUCGCGCCGCCCAACACAGCUUGGCAGGAGCAAGAGCUACUUCCCGCCUGGUCAGGCGUCGCAAGAGAACGCCGAGGCGUCCCAGCAAAACAUGGAGGCGCCGGGCCCAGCACUGAACAAGUCGGCACUCGCCGAACAUGAUGCCGAGGAGCAGAACAUCCCGAGCUGGGAAGCCCCCCUAGCCAACCCUAAUACCGCAGGGAGGGUACUCCCCGUGCUUCAAGCUCUGGACUACGAGGCCGACCCUCUUAUCGACCACAGCGGUGUUAUGCGUGUUCUCGAGCGUGGCAAGGUGAUUGCACUGACGAGAAGCUAUCCGUAUUUGCAGAAUCUGCCGGAAGAGAUGCCUAUCAAGUCCAAGGUGACGGCCAACACGACCUCGGCAGAGGCAGCAAGGAAGAAACUAAGGAAGGGUAGGAUUGAGUCCAGCUCAAAGUUGUCGUCAAUUCUCGGCGGCGCAAACUCAUCAUUCGGCUCGAACCGUAGCCACAGCAGUGACAAACCAUCUAGCAUGAUCUCCCGGCUUGAUGAUGGUGAGCCACGACCGCCGACACCCACAUACGAAGAAUUUGAGCAGGCCCCGCCAUCCCCGUGGUCUCAGUCACCAGCCCCCUCGCCGGCGGUGCGUGCAGAUCCUACGGAGAACCCCUUUUUUACCGACGCCAUGGUCGACGAGGACUCAUUUAACCCUGAUUCUGCCCCGACUGACUACACCGGAAUGCGGCCGCCAGAAGCCAUCGGCGUGGACAAUUCGUGGACCGUUCUCCACAUUCCGCUGACGCACGUGCUUCUAUCAAAACCUGCCCGUCCUUUCAAGCUCAACAACUCAAUCUUGGAACAAAAAUCGCAUUCACGUAGUUGGAACGAGACACCGGAGCCCUCGGCAGAUGAAGACGAUGCCGAGGCCUCCUGGCAGCGGAAAGACAGGCCGGCACCCAUCGCCAUCCUCUCGAUACUCAGUCCCAUCAUCCCAUACCCCUCAAACCUUCGCCAUUCACUGGAAUACCUCGCUCCGCACCUGGCAACCUCCUUCUCUUUGUGUCGUCAUUACACAAACUUGGAGACAGAGCUCACCGGCCUUCACCGCCGCAGGCCUCACACGGCCGGGUUUGGUGCUCUUGCAGCCGAUGGCCGCCCACUGGCGGACCCUGCCAGCAUCGGCAACCUGAGCUUUAUGUCUUCGGACGACAUCGCUGCCCAAGGUUCCUUAGCGGGCAGCAUUACGAGCCCUAGCGAGUACUCUGGCAUUUCCAAAAGCGCCACUGGCUCCCCAAUUGGUACGCCUGGUUGGGACCAGAGCUCUCUGCACCAGCUUAUCGACAAGCGAGAAAUCGGCUCCGUCAAGGGUGGAAUCGUCGUCAACAAACUCACAGACGACGAGGAGGGGUUCAAAGGGGGAAUCUCCUGUCGACAAGCGUCAAGCUCAUCUCUCUGCGACGCACAGGCCCCGUGUCCAGGAAACCUCUCAGGCCCCGGGGAGAGCCAAGAGGUGGCAGAGAAGAACACGGAAAGCCAGGCUUCAACGCCUGGAGGCGCCAAACGGGUCCUUUCACACGAGCUGAAGAACUACCUGGACGAGAUCGCCGUGCUAGAACCCCGUCUCAAGCCAGUCGAACACAAGGGCGGAGAUCACAGUCACCACACACUGUUGCACUCAUAUGGUGCCGACUUUGCGACUAGCUUCCAGUCUUUACCACCCAGCUCUAGCGUAGUCAGCAGGCCAGUGCCCCAUGCCGCGCCCUCCCGGACGGGCUCAUUGUCACAAGGCCCGGUUGAUAUGCCACCGCCGUCGGACCGGCUGAAGGGUCUCAUACUCGAUUCUCUACCCGCCCACGUGUUUGUCUCGCUACCGCAGACAGGCGAGAUCGUAUGGGUGAACAGUCGCUAUUUGACAUACCGUGGGCAAACGGUCACCGACCUGGCUGCUGACCCCUGGGGGAGCAUUCACCCAGAUGAUAGGGAUGAAUACCUCAAGGCGUGGAGCCACUCAUUGCGGACUGGAGAGCAGUUCUCGAGGACUGUUCGUAUCAGGCGGUUUGAUGGAGCGUACCGAUGGUUCUAUGCGCGCGCAGUUGCAUCGCGCGAUAAACGGGGCGUCAUGAUGCAGUUCCUCGGUUCAUACAUGGAUAUCCACGACCAGCACAUCGCAGAGCUAAAGGCUGCACGGCAAGAGGAGAUUGAGGCCUCUGAAGCCAAGCACAGAUUACUAGCCAAUCUCAUCCCCCAAAUCAUAUUCACUGCCACCGAAGAUGAAGGCAUUACGUUUGCCAACGAGCAAUGGCUCUCAUACACCGGUCAGAGCUUUGAAGACUCCUUAGGAUUGGGUUUCAUGGACUUCGUACACCCCGACGACCUGGCCAAGUGUCAGAUACCAACAGACCGGCCACCAACCCCGAUGCCUUCCAAAUUCGACCGCAAAGGCCACCAAGAACCAUCUGAGGCAGUGCCGGCUAGCGUCAUGUCAAGUAAAGUGCAGAGCCAACUGGAGACGAACCUUAGGGGCAUCCACCAAGCACUGUCGCGAAAUAACAGUUCUAGUAGCAGCUCGGUCUACGAGAUGCCUACCGCUGACAUCACAAUGUUGGCAAGGCAGGGCGUUAUCAAGGUGACUACCGACAGCAAUGGCAGACUCUCGUAUACCACGGAGGUACGGUUGCGGUCCAAGAACGGCGAAUACAGGUGGCAUCUGAUCCGCUGUGUUGAGAUUGACAACAUCGACUUUGGGAACGGAGCCAGCUCGUACUUUGGCUCGGCCACGGAUAUUAACGACCACAAGCUGCUCGAGGCAAAGCUCAAGGAGGCUAUGGAGUCCAAGAGCAGGUUUCUUAGCAAUAUGUCACACGAGAUUCGAACACCACUUAUUGGCAUUUCUGGCAUGGUCAGCUUCCUGCAGGACACCGUCCUAAAUGAGGAGCAGCGCGACUACACCAACACGAUCCAGACAAGCGCCAAUAGCUUGCUAAUGAUCAUUAACGACAUCCUUGACUUGUCCAAGGUGGACGCCGGUAUGAUGAAGCUCAAGUAUGAGUGGUUCCACACACGCUCCCUCAUCGAGGACGUCAAUGAGCUGGUGUCCACCAUGGCUAUUGCCAAGAGACUGGAACUGAACUACAUUGUCGAAGAGGAUGUGCCGGCGUGGGUCAAGGGCGACAAAGUCCGCAUUCGCCAGGUCCUACUCAACGUUAUCGGAAAUGCUAUCAAGUUUACGACAGAGGGUGAGGUGUUCAGCCGGUGUAGGGUUUACAAAGAUGGAGCGUCGUCCAACCUUGGUAAUCAGAUUGUGCUCGAGUUUGCUAUCAUCGAUACGGGGCGUGGAUUCACCAAGGAGGAGGCCGACCUCAUUUUUAAGCCAUUCAGCCAAAUCGACGGCAGUAGCACAAGGCAGCACGGCGGUAGUGGCCUCGGCCUCGUCAUUUCCAGGCAAUUGGUGGAGCUCCACGGCGGUAAGAUGGAGGGAAGCGCGGUCCCCGGCAAGGGCUCGACGUUUACCUUUACCGCCAAGUUCGCUCUGCCGACCAAGGAAGAUCAUCCCGACGCACCCUUGAGCCCAGAGACACUCGACACUCCUGCUGAGACCGCCCAAGAGCUAAGCGUGCAUCGUCCUGUGAAAACCCUACAAUCGCCCAGGGCAGCAUCGACCAUUAGCUCGCGGGCCGAUCCCGGGUUCAUGUCACCGGCCCUGGCUUCUAGCGGAAGUUCGGAUCCUUCGGUGCGGUCCAGCAUCUCUCAAACUACGGAGCGUACGUCCGUGUCAUCGAUCAACGUCGGUCUUGUCCACUUCAGUGAGGCUGCCCGCGCGAGUGGCCAAGACUUGUCGCAGAUGAAGCUGGAGCUGCCCUCGGGCGAGUCCUCGCCAGGAACGACGCCAACGCCAGAGACUGCCAAGCCUGGCAAGACUGAAGAAUUCAAGCCGCCCAUGUACUCCAUCCUCAUCAUCUGUCCGCAGACCCACAGCCGUGAGGCCACUGCACAGCACAUUGAGAUGACGCUGCCUAAGGAUGUGCCCCAUCAGAUCACCGCCCUAGAUUCGACUGAAAAGGCACAGAGGCUGCUGGGGGAAGGUGACUCGGUUAACUUCACGCAUAUUGUCAUCAAUUUGCCGUCCCCAGAGGAGAUUAUUGGUCUGAUGGAACAGAUCACUAGAUCGACGACAAUCAGCGAUACGACCAUUCUCAUUCUGUCUGACUCGGUCCAGCGACAGGCUGUGAUGAGGCUGGCGACCGACACAGAGUACGAGAGGCUCGUGUCGGAGAACAUUGUGACGUUCAUAUACAAGCCGGUCAAACCCUCGCGGUUCGCUGUCAUUUUCGAUCCUGACAAGGUGCGCGACCUAAGCAUCGACCGCAAUCGCUCCACAGCACAGCGAAUGGUUGAGACCCAGAAGGCGAGCUAUCAGGAGAUUGGCAAGCGUAUGGGCAACAAGGGGUAUAAGGUGCUACUGGUUGAGGAUAAUCCUGUUAACCAAAAAGUCCUUCAAAAGUACCUGAAGAAGGUAGGGGUGGAUGUCGAGGUGGCCGCAGAUGGAGUCGAGUGCACCGACAUGGUAUUAGCCCGUUCGCACAACUAUUACUCCUUGAUACUGUGCGACCUGCAUAUGCCACGCAAGGACGGCUAUCAGGCCUGUCGGGAGAUCCGACAAUGGGAGAGGGAAAGGGGCUUCAAAAAACUGCCCAUCAUUGCGCUGUCAGCCAACGUCAUGUCCGACGUCCACGACAAAUGCGUAGCGGCCGGGUUCAGCGACUACGUCACGAAGCCUGUCGACUUUAUCGACCUCAGCAGAGCGAUGUCCAAGUUCUUCUGA
Colletotrichum navitas is the source of this 5919-nucleotide messenger RNA. RefSeq names its product hsp90-like protein. The coding region runs from base 1 to 5919 and encodes 1972 amino acids. Gene Ontology annotation, molecular function: protein binding; phosphorelay sensor kinase activity. The transcript is spliced from 3 exons. Lineage: Eukaryota; Fungi; Ascomycota; Sordariomycetes; Glomerellales; Glomerellaceae. The record is from RefSeq and is a predicted model, not a curated record. Gene Ontology annotation, biological process: phosphorelay signal transduction system; phosphorylation.